CACGCGUGUACUCCAGCCGUUCGCGCGUUCUCCGCGUAAAAGCAGCACGUUGCCCCGGUCGCCUAGUGCUACAGGUUGCCGAGGGCGCGCAGGCGUCGCCUGUGGCUUUUUAUGUUCUACAGAAGUGUCAUUUUUCCCGGGCUCGUCGCGCGGACUGUCCGCCUCACCGGCAAUUGCGCUCCGCUCUUGCUCCCCAGACAGUGAAGCCUUCACCACCCCCUGUGCUCUCCGGUGACCAUGAUUCCCUGGCUGGCGUUGGUUGUGAUGCUCCUUCCUGUGAUCCAGGCGGUUUGUCCGGAUGAAGAGCCUGACCUGCAGCCGUGGACUCCUGGCCAUAACAAAACCCACCGCAUCACCAUAGGAUACAGCCAAAAGCUUGCCCUCACAUCAUCAGCCACUGUCCAUUCCAUUGAGAUCCUCAAUGGAGGAAAGCUUGUGAUCGCUGAUACCACCCAACCUAUUGUUCUGCGGACAAAGUACAUCCUCAUCGGGGACCAGGGCGAGCUCCAUGUGGGCAGCCAGGACUGUCCUUACAGAGGACACUUCACCAUAGUUCUUUAUGGCAGGUCUGAUGACCAAGAUGUGGAGCAUACCUAUUUUGGGCGGAAGUACAUUGGGGUUGGCACGGGUGGGACCCUGGAGAUGCAUGGGGAGAAGAAGCGGUCAUGGACCUUCCUAAACAAAACCCUCCAUCCCGGAGAGGCCAACUUGGAAAGCUACCACUUUGAGAGGGGAUGGGGCAACCGAGGGAUCAUUGCCCAUGUGGUGGACCCCGAAACAGGAAGGGUGCUGCACUCUGACAGGUUCGACACCUACCGGAGCAAGAACGAGAGCAAACGCCUGGCACAGUAUGUGGACUCUGUGGAGGAGGGCCUGAUUCUGGCCAUGGUGGUGAAUGAUGAGGGUUCCAACAACCUGGAGGACUCUGCAAAGAAAGCCCUGGUGAAGCUGGGCAGCCAACAACUCCACCGUCUGGGCUUCCGUCAUCCCUGGAGUUUCAUUGCAGUGAAAGGAGAUCCAUCCUCCUCAUUGGAAAAUCAUGCCAUCUACCAAGGAACCAAGGCUUCAUCUGAGGCUAAGACCUCACGACUUUUCCACUUAGGAUAUGGAGAGCACUUCACUAUUACUGCCAGGAGCCAGUGGGUACAAGAGGCAGAGUGGACUGAGUGGUUUGACCGGGACGAUGAGCGUGGCUCGGGAGACUGGGAGAAGUUGGCUGACCUGCAAAAGGUCUUCCCAGAGAGGAUCUGCAGCAACCCUUUGGAUAUGGAGGCAGAGACUGCUGACGGAAUCCCUUCCAGUCAAACGCAGGAGGUCUUCCACAGGAAUGAAAAGGAUUAUGGAUUGGUGUGUCUUAAUAAAGAGCAGCCCGACGGGAUCUGCCACAAUUACAGAGUUCGUUUUCUCUGCGGGAAGCUCGUAAGGCCACAUGCAUCCAUCACCAUUGAUACCCACUCCAACACCAGCAUCCUGGAGCUGGCCGAUGACAGCAGUAGCUGGAAGCCGAGGGACAUGGUGGUGGUGGCCAGCACUGACUACUCCAUGCACCAAGCUGAGGAGUUCCUCAUACUGCCCUGCCCAACCUGCUCCUCCAACCAGGUUAAAGUGCAAGGAAAGGCAGCCUACCUUCACAUGGGGGAGGAGGUGGAUGGAGUGGACAUGAGAGCAGAGGUGGGAUUGUUAACGCGCAACAUCCUCAUCCAAGGAGAAAUGGAGCCCAGGUGCUAUGGGAGUGAGGCCUGCGAGUUCUUCCAUUUUGACACCUUUGGUGGACACAUCAAGGUGGAGCAUGGGUUCAAGGCCUUUCAUAUGCAGGGUGUAGAACUGAUGCACAUGGGCCAGCAGUCCAUGGGCCACUACCCUGUACAUUUCCACAUGAACGGAGAUGUGGAUGAGCGAGGAGGCUAUGACCCGCCCACCUACGUGAAGGACCUGUCCAUCCACCACACCUUCUCACGUUGUGUGACCAUCCACGGCUCCAAUGGCCUGCUGGUGAAGGACGUGGUGGGCUAUGAUGCACUUGGCCACUGCUUCUUCACAGAAGAUGGACCAGAGGAGCGCAACACCUUCGAGCACUGUCUCGGCCUGUUGGUGAAGGCAAGCACCCUGCUGCCCUCGGAUCGAGACAGCCACAUGUGUCGCCAUAUUACCGAUGGUGCCUACCCAGGCUAUGUGGCCAACCCACGCCAGGAUUGCAGUGCCACCUCAACAUUCUGGAUGGCUAAUCCCAACAACAACCUUAUCAACUGUGCAGCCGCAGGCUCUGAGGAGACUGGCUUCUGGUUCAUUUUCCACCACGUCCCUACUGGGCCCUCGGAAGGCAUGUACCCCCCCGGCCGCACGGAACACACGCCAAUGGGCCAGUUUGUCAACAACCGGGCCCACUCUAACUACAGGGCAGGAAUGAUCUUGGAUAAUGGAGUGAAGACCACCGAAGCCAGUGCCAAAGACAAAAGGCCAUUUCUGUCCCUCAUCGGAGCCAGGUACGGCCCUCACUUGGAUGCUGACCCGUUCAAGCCCAGGGUCCCAGCCCGGAUCCAUCACUUUGUUGCUUAUAAAAACCAGGACCAUGGUGCCUGGCUGCGGGGUGGAGAUGUGUGGUUGGAUGACUGCCAAUUUGCUGACAAUGGAAUUGGCCUUACUCUUGCAAGUGGAGGGACUUUCCCUGAUGAUGAUGGUUCCAAACAGGAGGUGAAGAAUUCCCUGUUUGUGGGGGAGAGUGAGAACAGGGGAACACCUGUCCCAGAGACCCGGUUAAGGGGGCCCGGUGGGCCAGACCUAAAUGAGAGGACGAUGCCUAGAGGAGUGGACUUCCCCAUUCGAGGCAUGCAGAUCUAUGAUGGACCAAUAAACGUGCAGAACUGCACCUUUCGUAAAUAUGUGGCGCUGGAGGGUCGUCACACCAGUGCGUUUGGGUUCCGGCUCAACAACACCUGGCAGAGCUGUCCCAACAACAACGUUACGGAUAUCACCUUCGACGAUGUACCAAUUGCCUCUCGAGUAUUCUUUGGAGAACCUGGACCAUGGUUCAACAAGAUGCAGAUGGAUGGCGAUAAGACAACCAUCUUUCAUGACAUUGAUGGCUCCGUCAGUGAAUAUCCAGGCGCCUUCUUGGUGAAAGAGGACAACUGGCUGCUGCGACACCCAGAUUGCAUUGGGGUGCCUGAUUGGCGAGCGGCCAUCUGCAGUGGACACUAUGCCCAGAUCUACAUUCAGACACGUGACCCAGCCAACCUGAACAUGAUAAUGGUGAAAGACGAAUACCCAGAUCGUCCUCUGGUGCUGGAAGGGGCACUGGGAAAGAAGAACCAUUACCAGCAGUUCCAGCCUGUGGUGACCCUGGCGAAGAGCUACACGGUGCACUGGGAUCAGACUGCCCCAGCUGAGGUCACUGUAUGGCUCAUCAACUUUAACAGGAACGACUGGAUCACCGUGGGUUUCUGCUAUCCCAAAGAAACCAACUUCACUAUCAUCUCAGAUAUUCACAACCGCCUUACAAAACAGACUCACAAGACUGGAAUCUUCCUGAGAACUUUCCAGAGGGAGAAGAUGGAGCACUCUCAUCUGUCUCGGGGCUACUACUUCUGGGAGGAGGACACUGGACUCCUCUUUCUGAAACUCAAAGCUUACAAGGACAGGGAAGACUUUGCCUUCUGCUCAGUGAAGGGAUGUGAAAGGAUUAAGAUCAAGGCUCUGAUCCCAAAGGGCAGUGAGAAGAGUGACUGCCGGGUGGCGGCUUAUCCCAGACAUUCCCAGAUGCCUGUUGUGGACAUACCCAUGCCCCAGAAAUUGCCUGCGAGCAAACUGCGUUCUGCAGAUCAUUUCUUGGAGGUCAAGCUCAAGUCCUAUAAUACACGCUUCUUCCACAUUAAGGAGGACUUUGCUUACAUGGAGGUCACUGGCAGGAAGAUCUACCAGACUGAUAAUGGGGUGCAACUGGUUGUCCUGGAUGGCCAGUCUGGCAAAGUGUUGGGCAGUAAGAGCUUUAGAAACUCCAUCCUCCAGGGCAUCCCAGCCCAGAUUGAAAGCUAUGUUGCAAGUCUGAAAAAUGGAUCAAUAGUAAUGAUGACCUCCAAAGGACACCUUUUUAGUAGAGGACGUUGGACGAAGGUGAUUGCAGAACUUGGUGCAGAAAAGGACUUCAGACUGAAAGGCAAACUGACAUUUGUGGGAUUCAAAGGUGAAUUCCGCCCACACUGGGUGAGGCUAGUGACAGAUGACGAGACGGCCGAGGUGCAUCAAGUUCUGUCCAUUCCAGUGGCAAUGAUGAGGAACUUGUGAAAGGCCAUGUUUUUGCCACUGCAGCUGUGCAAGUGGUGAGCGAGAGACCCAAGAACUCGGAGAGGUCUGGGACCAGCGAAUCCAACGCACGUAUUAUCACAUGUAGGCUAGCUUCCCUGGCAGCCACCAUGAGUGUGACCACUGUGGGUGAGAGUAAUUCCAUCGUGUUACCUGUUGCACAUACUUAAACCCCCUCAGAUCCGAUCAAGAAAAAUCCUGGUUUUUGUCUUAUCCAGUGAUACUGUCUACAGUCUCAGUCCCAUAGAGAUUCACCUUCUGUUGUAUAAGGGUUUCUGUUCUAAUAUGUGACAUUUCAAAAUUGUAUAUCAGAAAUUGUGGUCUGUAUGUAAAUGUUGUAAACCAAUAGAAACAAUCAAAAAUACUGAAUGUAUCUGUUCGGCUCUUCGAAGAUUAUGUUUUUAAGUCAGAAUCCAAGUUAUGUGCGGGGCUGAUGUUCCUAAACUGAUGAGAAACAGGACCCCGGCCACCUCCUGCCGAAAUAGCUGGUCUCUUUUCGGAAAAUUACUCCACUGUUUUGUUUUGUACACUAAAUGUGUUUAUGUAACUCUUCAGAAUGAUCAGAGGUAUAUUUUAUACUUAUUUAUUGCACAAAAACAAGUAUAGAGGGGGCAUCCUUAAAGUUGUAAUGUAUUUGUACUGUAAAAUAUUUCUUUCUGAUUUCUGUCCUUGUAUUAAAUAUAUAUAUAUAU
Molecule: messenger RNA, 4991 nt
Organism: Scleropages formosus (Asian bonytongue)
Lineage: Eukaryota; Metazoa; Chordata; Actinopteri; Osteoglossiformes; Osteoglossidae
Product: cell migration-inducing and hyaluronan-binding protein-like
Exons: 29
Coding region: 238-4281 (1347 amino acids)
Source: RefSeq, a predicted model, not a curated record